AUGGGAUGUAGCGGGCGGCUGCUGGGACCCGUCGGGGGCCGCCGCGCCUCGCUGCUCCUCACCAUGAUCCUCUUCUUCACCUACUUCUUCUAUUGCCUGCCGGGGCCCUGCGAGCCGCUGCCGCCCGCCCUGCUGCUGCCGCCCCCCGCCGCGCUCCCCGACGGCGCGGGGCUGGGGGCUGCGGGCGGCGGUAGCCGGCGGUUCCCGCAGGCCAUCAUCGUGGGGGUGAAGAAGGGCGGGACGCGGGCGCUGCUGGAGUUCCUGCGGGCGCACCCCGGGGUGCGGGCGGUGGGUGCGGAGCCCCACUUCUUCGACAGGUGCUACGAGAAGGGGCUGCGCUGGUACAGGAGCCUGAUGCCGCGCACACUGGAGGGGCAGAUCACCAUGGAGAAGACUCCCAGCUACUUCGUCACCAAGGAGGCUCCUCGGCGCAUCUACAACAUGUCCCGGGACACAAAGCUGAUCGUGGUGGUGCGGAACCCGGUCACCCGCGCCAUCUCGGACUACACACAGACGCUCUCCAAAAACCCCACCAUCCCCAGCUUCCAGGCCCUGGCCUUCAAAAACAUCAGCACGGGACUGAUCGACACCAGCUGGAGCGCGGUGAGGAUCGGGAUCUACGCCAAGCACCUGGAUAACUGGCUCCAGUACUUCCCCCUCUCCAAGUUCCUCUUUGUCAGUGGGGAGAGGCUCGUCAGCGACCCGGCCGGGGAGAUGGGCCGUGUCCAGGACUUCCUGGGUCUCAAGAGGGUGGUGACGGACAAACACUUCUAUUUUAAUGAGACCAAGGGCUUUCCUUGCCUGAAGAAGCCAGAGGGCAGCAGCAAGCCCCGCUGCCUGGGGAAAUCCAAGGGGCGGGCGCAUCCCAAAAUCGACGUGCAGGUGGUCCAGCGCCUGCGGGAGUUUUACAGACCCUUCAACAUGAAGUUUUAUCAGAUGACAGGGCAGGACUUUGGCUGGGACUGAGCCAUCCAUAGGGCAGGCUGCCACGGUGGGACCUGGUCUGCCCCAGCAGUGUGGGGGGCCAGGACCACAGUCCAGGGAUGCUCGUGGCUGCCGCGGUCCAGGGAUGCUCGUGACCACCGUGGUCCAGGGAUGCCCAUGGCCACCCCACCAGCAACCUCCUCCCUUCGUUCUAAUUUAUAUUGGACCUUUUCUGGUGAGAAAUGGACCCUUCUGGAGUAGAGAGAAAUAUUUAAAGAAUAAAACCACAGAUGCCCCCUCUCCCCUCCCCAACCAGAUUAAAUAUUCUUCCAUAUAAAUCGUGCUCAUCUCUAUUAACUGUGACCAUUCUGGCUGGGGAGUGGGAGCAGGUUAAGUGUGUGGAUGGGGGGACGUGUGUGCGUGGGGAUGACACCUCUGCCAUCCACAAUAGAAGCUUUGGGAAGCAGUUGGGCUCUGGGGCGUGUGGGGCAGUGGGUGAGGCUGGCCGAGGGGCAGACCCCAUGUGUGGGGUAUGUUUUGAAGACAGAAAACAGUCUGCAGGAGUUUCCUUAGUUAAGGAAAGCAAUUAGAGGCAGUAGCUUUGAAUAAAUGCCAGGUCUGGGUUUAGGGAGAGACCUUGCAGAGGGAGAGGGAGUUGUAUAUCACAUACCUUCUUAUGUUCCUGGAGUAACCCAGAUGAUAAAGCAGGGAAUUUCUAACCCUGAGGAUGAAAUUCCCUGCUUCCCUCUAAUUCACCCAAGCAAAGCAGGCAAAACCCCAGCCUCUGCCCUUUCAGCUCAAUAAUCACAAUAGAUUUUGAAACCUGCA
Pezoporus flaviventris is the source of this 1752-nucleotide messenger RNA. It is a transcript of the gene HS3ST6, whose product is annotated as heparan sulfate-glucosamine 3-sulfotransferase 6. Bases 1 to 966 code for a protein of 321 amino acids. The transcript has 2 exons. NCBI's taxonomy places the organism in Eukaryota, Metazoa, Chordata, Aves, Psittaciformes, Psittacidae. Gene Ontology annotation, molecular function: [heparan sulfate]-glucosamine 3-sulfotransferase activity. The record is from RefSeq and is a predicted model, not a curated record.